AUGAUAUCUGCCCGGUCACGCCUUUUGGUUCGGACACUUGCGCGGCAUGCAAAGCAGAACUCUGCGUGGUCCAAACGAUACAGCAGCUCUUCAGCCACAACGAUUGCCAGCGCCGAUAGACGGCCAAUCAAAACACAUCGUGAAGCAGCCUUUGCAACACUCGGAGUGCAGGCAUACCCGCGAUACACAGCGGUUGAAGCGGGCAUAUCCGUAGUCAGUGCGCAGCAGGUGCACGAGCGGUGGGACGUAGUCCUGGCAGACGGGGAGAAGGAUGAGUCGGUGCGGGGGCGGAUCCGCAGCAAGCGCGAAGCCGGGCGACGGCUGGUGUUUUACGACAUUGAGCAAGAGGGCGGGCGACACGUCGUACAGGCAGUCGUGUCGGAGCAAAGAUGCAAAAACAAAGAAUCCUCAGUGUCAUUUUCUGACUCUAACCGCAUUUUGCUUGCCGGCGACAUUGUGCGGGUGUCGGGGUUUGUCGGCAAGACCCGGCUUGGCGAGACAAGCGUGUUUGCCACGUGCAAUCCCGAGCUGCUGGCGCCGUGCCUGCACACAAUCCCAACACGGUCGAGGCUGGAGGACACGCAGAAGCGAUUCCGCAACCGGCAUCUUGAUCUGCUUGUCAACCCACACGCGCGCAAGGCGCUAGAGACGCGUGCACGGGUUUUGCGCUUUAUACGAGGAUUUCUCGAUUCGCGCGGAUUUGUUGAGGUCGAGACACCCGUUCUGUCAGCUAAUGUCGGUGGAGCAGCGGCGCGGCCAUUUGUGACUCGAGCAGUGGCACUGGGCGAUAACACACCGUUGUUUCUGCGCAUAGCGCCAGAGCUAUAUCUUAAGCAGCUGGUUGUCGGCGGAUUUGACCGCGUGUACGAGCUCGGCAAGCAGUUCCGCAACGAGGGCAUUGACGCCGACCACAAUCCUGAGUUCACAACAUGCGAGUUUUACCAGGCGUACGCGACGGUUGAAGAUCUGAUGACGAUGACCGAAGACGUGCUGCGCGAGAUGAGCAUGGAGGUGACUGGAUCUCCAAAGGUCAAUGUAGGUCGAGACGACGGAUCUGGUUUUGAACUUGAUUUUAGCCAGCCGUUCCGCCGCAUCCAUGUGACGGACACACUGUAUGAAAUGAUCCCCGAGCUUCCGAACGAUCUCGAUAGCCCUGCUGCACUCGCCAAACUUGUCGAGAUUGCCUCUAAGCGUGGCAUUGCAGCGCCCCGCCCGCACACUGUGCCGCGGUUGCUCGACCGGUUCAUCGGGCAUAUUAUCGAGCCACAAUGCGAACAACCGACAUUUCUCACUGGCCACCCGGGCGUCAUGAGCCCGCUGGCCAAAAGUGCCGACGCAGCUGGGCGCACAUCGGCGCGCUUCGAGCUGUUUGCGAAUGGCCGCGAACUGGUCAAUGCAUACGAAGAGCUCAACGAUCCGAACGAGCAGCGGCGCAAGUUUGCAGCGCAGGCACGCGAGCGGAACGACUUGGGAGAUGAGGAGGUGCCUGCACCCGAUGCUGCAUUUUGCGACGCGCUCGAGUUUGGGUUGCCGCCAACUGGAGGAUGGGGCAUGGGCGUUGAUCGCGUGGUAGCGCUGCUGGCGGGCGUGAGGCAUCUGCGUGAAACUGUGUCGUUCGCAUUGCUAAAGCCAGGGAAACAAUAA
Molecule: messenger RNA, 1644 nt
Organism: Kickxella alabastrina
Lineage: Eukaryota; Fungi; Kickxellomycota; Kickxellomycetes; Kickxellales; Kickxellaceae
Product: lysyl-tRNA synthetase
Exons: 2
Coding region: 1-1644 (547 amino acids)
Biological process (GO): lysyl-tRNA aminoacylation
Cellular component (GO): cytoplasm; cytosol
Molecular function (GO): ATP binding; tRNA binding; lysine-tRNA ligase activity
Source: RefSeq, a predicted model, not a curated record